Molecule: messenger RNA, 2516 nt
Organism: Corythoichthys intestinalis (scribbled pipefish)
Lineage: Eukaryota; Metazoa; Chordata; Actinopteri; Syngnathiformes; Syngnathidae
Product: chromobox protein homolog 2-like
Exons: 7
Coding region: 133-1671 (512 amino acids)
Biological process (GO): negative regulation of transcription by RNA polymerase II
Cellular component (GO): heterochromatin; PRC1 complex
Source: RefSeq, a predicted model, not a curated record
UUCGCUCCUUAUUUAUAACCGUCUGUCCGCUUUAGCUGUCUGUUUACUAGUCAUCUCCCUACAACCACAACUACGGAGGCCGUAUUUGGACAAAAAGGCGUCCAAUUCCCGGCCGUCCUGCUGCUCAGAGCAAUGGAGGGGGUCACAGUGGGCCAGGUAUUCGAUGCCGAAUGCAUCCUAAGCAAGCGGCCGAGAAAGGGGAAGUUCGAGUAUCUUGUCAAGUGGAGAGGGUGGUCGUCCAAGCACAACAGUUGGGAGCCAGAGGAGAAUAUUUUGGACCCGAGGUUACUGGCAGCCUUUCACAAAAGGGAACAAGAGCGAGAAAUGUUGUUCCAAAAGAAAGGAAAGAGGCCGAGAGGACGACCACGCAAGAAUCCUCUUCCCGUUCCACCCACCGCUAAAGACAGCCGCUCGUCUUCCUCGUCGUUCUCCGGUGUGUCUUCGUCGGCGGCGUCAUCGUCUGAGGAGGAAGACGAGGCGGAGCACGAGCACAAAAAAGUAGCGGCGGGCCCCAGGUUGCAUCCCGUCCCCCAGAAGAGGCCUCAGAUCCUCCCCGCCAAAGCAGAGCCUCCUCGCAAGAAGCGCAGCCGGAAACCACUUCAUGCCGACAUGGGCGCGCUGAGGCACGUCAAAAGCAGAACGCCGCCCGUGCCACCGGGCCCGAGCCAUCACCAGCUGCUGCCAGGGUUCCUACGCAAGUAUGGAAAGAUGGAUCCUCGGUCGGGGUUAAAGAAGCCGCUGCAGCCAGCGAGCUUCACCUACACCGGACUCGGCAGGACCACCAGAGACCACCACGGUGCCUCUUCCCAGGGGUCUGCUUUCUCUCAGGUGUCGUCGUCCAAAGCGGGCUGCGUUUGGAGCAGUCCCACGCCGGCGUCCUCGCCGCCUCUCAGCAAAGGAAGCAGCUCACCGCAACGGAAGACGUCGCACGGCGAGUUCAAACGCUCCAUGUCGGGACCGGCGGUUGGACGGGGUGACUCCCUCAAAGGGUCGCCGCCACCUUUAAGAGCCGUCUUCGGGGGCGGACAGACAACAACGCAGCGCACCGCACCAAGUCCAAGGAGGCAGGAUGCCCAUGCCGGUCACACAGGUCUUCUCCAACACAAGCGAGCUCUCCCCAAGUCGCCGUCGUCAUCACAGCGGACGACCAGUCAGACCCUUGGCCUGCGGGCGCUGAACCUACAAAGCGUCACCAAGACGUCGCCCGCCAGCCACAGUGGUGCAUUGGUACGUUCCGGCGCGGCGGUACGUGCCAGUUCGCGGAGCGGCAGCCUUGUGGUCAUCAAAGACACUUGCCUGACACCUGAAAGGCAGCGUCCGGUCCUACCCGCAGGGGCCGCCGUCGACAAAAACAGGAAAGACAUGACGCUAGCAGGCGGCGGUGGCCGGCAGGACGAACGCAAGUCUACCCGCAGCCUCAACGAGCUCAGCACGGGCGACUCCGACGACAGUAGCAGCAGCGAAUCGGAGCGGGACGCCGCCUCGUAUCCUAGCAACAGUCGGCCCAGCCUGGGCGACGCCGCCACCGAGUCGGAUGCCGAGACGGACUGGCGCCCCACGCGGAACCUUCUGGAGCAUGUUUUUGUCACAGACGUCACCGCCAACUUCAUCACCGUCACUGUUAAAGAGUCGCCCACUAGCGUCGGCUUCUUCAACCCGCGCAACCACUAGCCGCCGUAGUCGCGAUGCUAAUUGACGGCGUGGUGGUCGAACUGCCAAAUUGUAACAACGUACUGGGUAAUGCGUUAAGCUACUACCAGAGUGUGAAAUUAACACUUGAGACUGAACGCGAAUGGCGUCUGCUUCAUUUAAGCGCUUGCCCCUUUCACGCAACCUGUUAAAAGCCACUGCUGCCUUUUCCGUGCUACUUCUCAAAGCCACACGCAAUUAAUGGCGAUGUAAUUAGCUAAAGACCCAAAGCAGCAGUGGCCCGUGAAUAAGGCAAGUGAGUAAUUUUCACAGUCAAAGAUCAUAUUUCUAAAGUGAGACUCUAAUAAUACUUUUUUUGUCGUUGACAGUGAUGGCCAACCAAUCCGUUUUGACUAGUCUUACCACUGUCAAAUGUAGCAAAGGCCUUUUCACAGUAGCUCAAGAGGGCAGCGUAAAAGGGGCAAACGAAGGAUUAGCGGCCAUGGCGCCAACUUUUUCCAUCACAGACGGUUUUCCAUUUGCGCCAAUAAAACAGGAAGUUCUCAGUGCCUCAGGUUCCAGUACACAUGCUACAAAAACUGAACUAAUGUGAUCCGAAAUUUGUAUAUUCGACUGUUGUGUUUGCUUUUUUUGUGUUUGGACCAAAGGUGCUAUGAAUGUUAUUUAAUUGUUUAAUUAACAGUAUUACACACAUUAUUGAUCUUUUAAUUUAUACUGUAAAUAUCUUUCUAGCCACCUCAUCCUGACCUGACUGUGUGCCUCAUUUUUCAAUUUAUGUCUUUCAAAUAAAUCAUGGUUGUGCCUAGUGGUGAAGAGGCGUGUUGAUGGUGUUCGCCUGCUGCUACAGCAGGUGGCGCCGUCGGACU